UGUGUGUGUGUGUGUCAUGCUGUGUGAAUAAUGAAUCAUGAAUAUUUAGCAGCUGAUUAAUGAUCUCUGACUAAGUGGUGAAUUAAUGAACGAUCAGCGACAGUAAAGAUUAUUUUAAUAUCAUGUUUAACACUUACAGAACACCACCUGUCUGUCUGUCUGUGCACCUGCCUGUCUGUCUGUCUGUCUGUUUAGUCAUUAGUCAGGCUGAGGACCAGAUUUAAGAAGAAAGGGGACUCGUCGGGUCAAGUGUGAAUCAUUUAAAGCUAUUGAGAAUAUCCGUAGGUUAAUACUUUAUUUGGUUCAUUCUGACUAUAUAUGACAAUAUAUCUACACCAUUGUAGAUUAUGCACGACAUGUUUUUGCAAUGCACAUCGCAAGCAUUCCAGCAGACCACAAGGUCGUGUGUGUGUGUGUGCUGCUGAGUGGGAACGUUUCUCCGGCGGAGUUAACCUGUGAGAUGCUGAUCCACCUGUCGACCAACCUGACAGCGAGGACAUUGGCAUUCCUGAACCAGACGUUCUCCGCCAGGAACUACUCAGGUCUGUCCUGUGACCUGUCUGUGGAUGGAAUUGGGACCUGUUGGCCUCGUAGUGCAGCAGGAGUUCUGGUCUCCAGACCCUGUCCUGAACAGUUCAAUGGCAUCCACUACAACACCACCAACCGGGUGUACAGAGAGUGUCAGUCUAACGGCAGCUGGUCCCCUCGAGGAAACUACAGUCAGUGCACCGAGAUCAUCGUAGUGAGGAAAAGUAAAGUCCACUACCAGGUUGCUGUAAUCAUCAACUACCUGGGUCACUGCGUCUCACUGGGAGCUCUGCUGCUUGCCUUCACUCUGUUCCUGAGGCUCAGGAGUAUUCGCUGUCUCAGGAACAUCAUUCACUGGAAUCUGAUCUCAGCGUUCAUCCUGAGGAACGCCACCUGGUUCAUCGUCCAGUUAACCAUGAACCCUGCUGUUACCGAGAACAACCAGGUGUGGUGCAGGUUGGUGACAGCAGGUUAUAAUUAUUUCCAUGUGACGAACUUCUUCUGGAUGUUUGGUGAAGGUUUUUAUCUUCACACAGCCGUCGUCCUGACCUACUCCACCGACAGACUCAGGAGGUGGAUGUUCAUCUGCAUCGGCUGGGGUAUCCCAUUCCCCGUCAUUGUGGCGUGGAUGUUUGGGAAGUUUUACUACGACAACGAGAAGUGCUGGUUUGGAAAGAGGGCGGGGAUUUAUACAGAUUACAUCUACCAGGGCCCCAUGAUCCUGGUCCUGCUGAUAAACUUUGUCUUCCUGUUCAACAUCGUUCGGAUCCUGAUGACCAAACUGAGGGCGUCGACCACCUCAGAGACCAUUCAGUACAGGAAGGCGGUGAAGGCGACCCUGGUGCUGCUGCCUCUGUUAGGGAUCACCUACAUGUUGUUCUUUGUGAAUCCUGGAGGAGACGACGAAGUCGCUCAGAUCGUUUUCAUCUACUUCAACUCCAUCCUGGAAUCUUUCCAGGGCUUCUUUGUCUCUGUCUUCUACUGUUUCCUCAACAACGAGGUGAGGUCAGCGGUCAGGAAGCGUUGGGUUCGUUGGCAGGACCGUCACUCCUUCAGGAGUCGGGUGGUGCGCGCCUCCUCACUACCGACCUCCCCCAGCAGAGUCUCCUUCCACAGCAUCAAACAGACCUCCACCCUCUGACCGUGACCCCUGACCUCCCCCCUCUGAACCCUGACCCUUGACCUCCCCAGCAGAGUGUCCUUCCACAGCCUCAAACACCUCCACCCUCUGACCCCUGACCUCUGACCUCCCCCUGACCCUGCUGCAGUCUGUGAUGUCAUGCCAGACAGUCAAUCAGAGGAGGAUCCGAUUCAAGCACCCAAUGGAUCGACUCAGACAGCCAAUCACAGUGCAGGACAGUUUUCGGAGCUGUCAGUCAGGACUGUUGGCCCCGCCCCUUACCAUGUGCUCACCAAUCAGCUGCUUCCACAGUGACUCAGGCAGCUGAUGAAGAUCAAUAACUUUAUUUAUGAUGAUGUAAAGAUCAAUAACUUUAUUAAUGAUGUAAUGAUCAGCUGCUUCAGGCUGUAAAAUGAAUAAAUUAUAGAAUAUAUAGAGACAGUUAUUAUAUUUAUUAUAGUUACCAUGACGAUAAUCCAGGAUUUUCUCUUUUAGUGUUUUUGUACUUUAAAUGCUCUUUCCCUCAGACGGACCUAUACAGCAGCUUAAACAUAUUUAUUAUUAUUAUUAUUAAUCAUAUAUGAUCAUAUAUUCAUUAUAAUUAUAUUAUAAUAUUUAUUUAUCGCAAACUGUAAAUGUUGUUGCUGCAGAUUUAAUGUAGAAAACACUCAGGAUUCAACAGUGUGUGUGUGUGUGCGUGUGUGUGUGUGUGUGUUUGUCUGUGCGUGUGUGUGUGUGUCUGUGGUGUGUGUGUGUGUGUGUGUGUGUGUGUGUGUGUGUGUGUGUGUGACAUCAGUGGCAUUAUUAUCUGGUAAAUCUUGAUCAGCAUCAGAUUUAAAACUUGUUUUUGUAAAUAUUGGAUCAAUAUAAAUUAUUUAAUUGAUGAAUAAAUCAGGUUAAAGACAAAAACUGUUUCUGUAUCAGCUGAUGUCUAUUAAAUAAUAAUAAAUAAUUACACUGACUGGAAAAAUGUUUCAAAG
This is a messenger RNA of Centropristis striata (black sea bass), 2628 nucleotides long. RefSeq names its product corticotropin releasing hormone receptor 1 (gene crhr1). The record is from RefSeq and is a predicted model, not a curated record. Gene Ontology annotation, molecular function: corticotropin-releasing hormone receptor activity; G protein-coupled peptide receptor activity; corticotropin-releasing hormone binding. The transcript has 14 exons. Gene Ontology annotation, cellular component: neuron projection; plasma membrane. Lineage: Eukaryota; Metazoa; Chordata; Actinopteri; Perciformes; Serranidae. Gene Ontology annotation, biological process: cell surface receptor signaling pathway; adenylate cyclase-activating G protein-coupled receptor signaling pathway. The coding region runs from base 368 to 1669 and encodes 433 amino acids.